AGAGGACCAGAGGCAGAAUCGAGAACCCCGGCGAUGGAAGAGACCUAACAUCCAUGCUUCUUUAUCCUGCUUGGCCUUUUUGGGGCUUGCAAGAUAGCCCUGGAGGUCCAACAGGCGCUCCUCCAAGCGGAGCCUUGGAGGGCACGGCCGGCACCAUUACCUCCAACGAGUGGAGCUCUCCUAACUCCCCUGAGGGGAGCAACGUCUCUGGCAGCAGUCAGGUAUUGGACAAGCCCAUCGACAACGAUGCGGAGGGUGUGUGGAGCCCGGACAUUGAGCAGAGCUUCCAGGAGGCCCUGGCCAUCUACCCACCCUGUGGCCGGCGCAAGAUCAUUCUGUCAGAUGAGGGCAAGAUGUACGAACACAGUGCAUGUUGCCUGUCACGAGCUGGAGCCAUUGUGUGGGCACACGCCCCUCCUCAGCUGGGUGGUGCGCUCUUUGGCACAGGCCGGAAUGAGCUGAUUGCCCGCUACAUCAAGCUCCGGACAGGGAAGACCCGCACCAGAAAGCAGGUCUCCAGCCACAUCCAGGUGCUGGCUCGUCGCAAAGCCCGUGAGAUCCAGGCCAAGCUAAAGGACCAGGCAGCUAAGGACAAGGCCCUGCAGAGCAUGGCUGCCAUGUCAUCCGCCCAGAUCAUCUCCGCCACAGCCUUCCACAGUAAAAUGGCCCUCGCCCGGGGCCCUGGCUGCUCAGCAGUCUCCGGGUUUUGGCAAGGAGCUUUGCCGGGCCAAGCUGGAACAUCCCAUGAUGUGAAACCUUUCUCUCAACAAACCUACACUGUCCAGCCUUCACUGCCUCUAUCAGGGUUUGAGUCUGCUGCAGGACCCACCCCGUCGCCCUCAGCACCCCCAGCACCCCCAUGGCAGGGGCGCAGUGUGGCCAGCUCCAAGCUCUGGAUGCUGGAGUUCUCUGCCUUCCUGGAGCAGCAGCAAGAUCCUGAUACGUACAACAAGCACCUGUUCGUACACAUUGGCCAGUCAAGCCCUAGCUACAGUGACCCCUACCUCGAAGCCGUGGACAUCCGCCAGAUCUAUGAUAAGUUCCCAGAGAAAAAGGGUGGACUCAAGGAGCUCUUUGAGCGGGGACCUUCCAAUGCAUUUUUCCUCGUGAAAUUCUGGGCAGAUCUCAACACUAAUAUGGAAGAUGAAGGCAGCUCCUUCUAUGGGGUCUCCAGCCAAUAUGAGAGUCCUGAGAACAUGAUAAUCACCUGCUCCACCAAGGUCUGCUCAUUUGGCAAGCAGGUGGUGGAGAAAGUGGAGACUGAGUAUGCCCGCUAUGAAAAUGGCCACUACUCCUACCGCAUCCACCGGUCCCCGCUCUGUGAGUACAUGAUCAACUUCAUCCACAAGCUGAAGCACCUGCCCGAGAAGUACAUGAUGAACAGUGUGCUGGAGAACUUCACCAUCUUGCAGGUGGUCACCAACAGAGACACACAGGAGACUUUACUGUGCGUUGCAUAUGUCUUUGAGGUGUCAGCUAGUGAGCAUGGGGCUCAACACCACAUCUACCGGCUGGUGAAAGAAUAAGAGACUUGGGGAGCAGGGCGGGGGAAGAGACAUUGUGUGUGUAAGGAUGUGGGGAGGGGAUCUGCAGGGGCAGCCCCCUGAAGUGCCAAGAAAACUGACUGUUCCUACCCAGAAACAAACUGUGCCUGAACCUGCAGUGCCCAACCCCAAAUAAACCCAAGAUGUGUAUUUUCA
This is a messenger RNA of Artibeus jamaicensis (Jamaican fruit-eating bat), 1700 nucleotides long. RefSeq names its product TEA domain transcription factor 4 (gene TEAD4). Gene Ontology annotation, molecular function: DNA-binding transcription factor activity, RNA polymerase II-specific; RNA polymerase II cis-regulatory region sequence-specific DNA binding. Gene Ontology annotation, cellular component: transcription regulator complex. The coding region runs from base 54 to 1526 and encodes 490 amino acids. The transcript has 13 exons. Lineage: Eukaryota; Metazoa; Chordata; Mammalia; Chiroptera; Phyllostomidae. The record is from RefSeq and is a predicted model, not a curated record. Gene Ontology annotation, biological process: embryonic organ development; DNA-templated transcription; hippo signaling.